AUGAUUGAAAAUGCUGUUGAUAUGAACAGAAGCACUUCAAAUCAACAAUACUUUUCUCUGAUGUUCCCCAAACCCGUACGCCCAGGGAAGAAAUGGAGAUCAACCCCAUCUGAAAUAAAAGAAUAUGCAAAGGGGGAUGCAGUAAUUGAUAAUCAGAAAGAAGCUCCUAUGUGGAUGGCACGUUCUUUACUAAAAAUCUCUGAGAAACCUUCUGCGUAUUUAGCUGCCAGAAGAAAGCCCCCAUUUUUCACAAGUCCAAAAACCACAACAAAAUCCUUAAGCUCAUCUUCAAGAGAGACAAUAAAUACACAGAUGACAGGAAAAUACCAAAUAGUGAAAACAUCAAAAAAUGCAGCAAGCACACCAGAUGAGAAAGUAGGUAAACUACUAGAGACAGCCAGCAACGCUUCAAGCGAAGCAUCCAACAUUGAGUCUGAAGAUUCAGGAAUCAUGAAGAAAAAGAUUAGCAAGGAGUCAGGCACUGACAACAAGGAUGUGGAUAAGAAAAAUAAAGACUUAGAUAAGAAAAAAUGUUCAGAGACUGAUACUGAACCCUGUAAUUCAAAGGAUGAGAAGCCACGAAAAAAGAGAAGGAAUAUAUUUAAUCGCGGCAAGAAGAAAGACAAGGAAUCAAAGAAAAAACAGAAGGAUUCAGACACCGAAAUCAAAGAUACCACAAAGAAAGACAAAGAUGCAAAGAAAAAAUCCAAGGAUUCAACUACCGAAUUCUCAAAUUCAAAAAAGGUGGACAAAGAGUCAAAAAAAAAAUCAAAAGAUAAGAAUGUUGGAGGCAAAGUUGAAAAGAAAUAUAAGGUUUUGAGGAUAAAAUCCAAGGAUUCAAGCACUGGAUCUAAGUCUACAAAGAAGAAAGGGAAGAAGCCAAAGAAGAAAUCCAAAGAUUUGAACAAGUCCAUGAAUUUAAAGAAGAAACAUAAGAAAUCCAAGGAACACAGUUCUGAAUCUGAAGACUUGAGUAUUUUAAAGAAGAAAGGCAAGGAUGGGAAGAAAAAGGGCAAAGGAUCAGACACUGAAUUACAAAAUGGAGAAGAAAAAUGGGAUGCAUUUAAAUCAACAGGUGGCACAUUCUCCCUCGGGGGCUUGACCUCCCAACAGAUAAUAUCUCUACUUGGAAGGCCUGGGUCUGGAAAAGCACCUCUGCCAGAAGCCCAGUGGAUCCAGAAACUGAUUUGA
Molecule: messenger RNA, 1191 nt
Organism: Gracilinanus agilis (Agile Gracile Mouse Opossum)
Lineage: Eukaryota; Metazoa; Chordata; Mammalia; Didelphimorphia; Didelphidae
Gene: CYLC1
Product: cylicin 1
Exons: 4
Coding region: 1-1191 (396 amino acids)
Cellular component (GO): nucleus
Molecular function (GO): structural constituent of cytoskeleton
Source: RefSeq, a predicted model, not a curated record